Messenger RNA from Archocentrus centrarchus (flier cichlid), 1482 nucleotides. RefSeq names its product programmed cell death 1 ligand 1-like. Gene Ontology annotation, biological process: immune response; negative regulation of T cell proliferation; positive regulation of T cell proliferation. The transcript has 3 exons. Lineage: Eukaryota; Metazoa; Chordata; Actinopteri; Cichliformes; Cichlidae. The coding region runs from base 181 to 756 and encodes 191 amino acids. Gene Ontology annotation, cellular component: external side of plasma membrane. The record is from RefSeq and is a predicted model, not a curated record.
GCUUCUCCUCUGUUCACUGCCUUGUUUAUUACGAAUCCACUCUCGCCUCCCUGAUCACACGAGGACGUUUUGAAGCAGCUAACAGUCACAGUCGAUAUUUGCAACUGUGGAUUUAUUCCUAAAAAAAAAAUCACCGGCAUCUCUGGACUCUGUAACAGCUGAAGUUUGAACAAAGAGGAGAUGACUGCUGUACCUGCGUCGCUCUGCUGCACUGUGCUGCUUUUAUCCUGUGUGUUUGCUGACCAGAAAAUCCUCACAGCUGAGACUGGACAAACUGUCAUCCUGCCCUGUCAAGCUCAAAACAACAAUGAUCCUGAACUCGUUGUAGAGUGGAGCAGAGCUGACUUGGACCCAGAAUAUGUCCUUUUGUUCCGGGAUGGUCACUUUGAUCCAGUCAAACAGCAUCCAUCCUUUAAGAACCGGGUGGAUCUGCAGGACAAAGAGAUGAAGGAUGGAGACGUGUCUUUGAUUCUGAAGGAUGUGACGACCAAUGAUGCUGGAACAUACGAGUGUCGUAUCAGAAAAAAAAGCACAAGCAGAGCUGUUCUAAGAUUUGAGCCCAUCAGCAUCAUCACCCUUAGAGUUUUUCCUCCAGGUCAGGUAGGAAGGAGUAACGCUGGAGAGGAUGAGGACGAUGGAUCUGCUGGGCUGAAAGCUGGUCUGUCAGUUUGUGCUGGGCUUCUUGUUGUUGUUACAGCUGUUGUUGGACUUUUGAUCUACAGACACAAAAAACAACAGAGGCUGAAAUGUCUCUGAGCUUUUUUCCAGCUGAAUUCUGACUCUCCCGCUGCUGCUCCGAGUCACUGUUGUCAUUCAGCAGCUGCCAUUCCCAGAAAUCGAAAGAUUGCAAUGAUUGUAAAACCCAUCCACUUUUAGACCCAACAAGCAGCAGGAGUUUAUCCAGAAACUCACAUUAAAUUAGAGAAAAAUGUGGAAUAAUUCAGCUUAAAAAAUCUUUUAAAAAAAGUUUAAACCUGAGUAGGACAUGAACCAGGACAGGUUCAUGGUGGAAGUCUGUCUGGAUUUUCUAAUAUGAGGAAAUGCUCUGACUGUGAAUCUGUAGCCGGUCUCAAUAACAUCAGCAUCACAUUAAUGCAGAACUGAGAAAUUACUCUUUCCACUGAACAGGAGGGAAAUUUACUGCGAACCAUAACAAAAAGAUUUGGUAACAUUCAUUAUUUUGUUUGCUGUUAUGAGUAGAAAAUGGGAUCAAAAGCCUGACAUCAACAUUUUAUUUUUACUCUGUACUGAGAGCAGCAGUUUAAUAAAGUGAACAAUGCUGUGAGGAGACUUUUCAGUGUUUACCUGGUAUUACAUAUGACGGACUCACAUCCAGUCACGCUCCUGUGGUCAAAGACAACAACACAAAGCUCUGAUUACAGAGUGAAAUGUAACACAAAACACACAGAAUAGACAACAUAGACUUUACAGACAUGUUUGCUUUCAGUUUGAAUCUUUUCAUGUAGAGUUUGGUCCACAGAA